AACGUUUUAAGAUAACAAUUUUGUAUAAUCUCUGUACAAAUUCGUGUAUUGCUAUUUCUAAUGUGUUCAGGAUGAUAACGAGAUAAGAGAGGUCGGUUCUUUCUAUGUGUUAGCUGAUUCAUUCGUAGGUGAAGUUUGUGACAAAUCUAUAGUACGAAAACCUAUCAUAUUAUGGCUGAUUUUUUAUAUGAAAGUACGAUAAACUUUCUCUGGCAUGCAUUCACGGCCUUGGACACCAAAAGCUCUGGAACAGUUCCCAAAUCUAAAUUAAAGGUUCUUACGUCCAAUAUGGCUUCCAUAUUGGGUUUGUACGACCUAGAACAGGGUCUCGACCAUUUUAGAAGCACUCCUGGGCUUAAUUUUGACAAUUAUCAAUACUAUCUGCGCAAAGAAGUGUUUUCAGUUGUAACUGGUGACAAAUUAUCGUCGAAAAAUGCGCGAGAAUAUGAAUUGAAAAUAGCAAGAUUGUGCUGGCUCGUAUGUUGCAGAAAAUACUUAACCAGAAAGGGCCUCAUGUUGUCCGAAGACAGCCUUUUUAAACUGUUUGUAAUUUUUUGUAUGUCAAGUGAACUGAAAACAAAAUCUGGCGACUUGCGUCUAGUUACUUUGCACCCUUCUGAAGCAAUACACAUUGCACAAACAUUCGUAAACUCGUUGGGGUGUACGUGGGACGAAAACGAAUUCGUAGACGUUGCCAUCUCCCUGGGGUUCUUUCAAUUCGAGUCGUUUGUAGCUAUUUUGGAGACGCGUUGCUUCGGAACCAUUCAAAUAGAAGAAGCCGUAUCGGAGGCAAUAACAGACUUGUACGAAACGUACGUAGAAGACGUUGUCAAGAAAGGAUAUCUAUUAAAAAAAGUCAACUCUUCGUUACCGAUAAUGAAAGAGUACUGGUUCGUGUUGAAGCUUUCGGCUUUGGAAUAUUUCAAAAGCAAAAAUGAUAAGGCGCACUGCGGAUGCAUGAAUUUGGAAUCGGGCAUCGAAGUGCGAUCUAAAGAUGGAAACAGGUUUCUUGUAAAGAAUAGCAAAAGAAAAGUCGAACUUCAAACGAAAGACCCAAUCACAAGAUUGCAGUGGCUAUCAGCAUUGAAAAUUGUAAACGAUAAUAAUUCUGACCGGGUUCGUACCACAAAAGGCAGAAUAGAGAGGCAGCAAAGGUUUGACGAGCAACUUCGCAUCCAGUGUGACGUUUAUAGAAGAGAACAAACGACCCAAAUGAAGAUGAUAGCGAUGGAAGAAUCGAAACGCCUCAAUGAGUUAGAGCAACUAAAAGAGAAUUUGGAAAGGUUGCUAGUGGAAGCAAGAGAAGCUAAAAGGGGAGAAGAAAUCGUAAGGUCACUGCAAGCAAGGGUUUUGGCAGAAGAAUGGGAAAGAAGGGAAGAAUUGGAGAAGUUACAGAGAGAACAGAAAGAGCGAUUGGAACAAGAAGUAUCCAAGAGGAAAGAAUGCGAAGGACUACGACUAGAAAAAGAACUACAACUACAAGCUGCACAAAAGCUUCUGCAUCAGUUAGAAGAAGAAAAGCUCGAUGUGGACGCAAAACUUCAAAACGCUCUGGAAAAAAUUCAGAAAAUUGAACAAAACAAACAACUUUUGCAAAAUAAACUCGUACAGGUUGCUUCGUUUUUAGAAGACGGGUCAAAGGUGCGAAGGACGCUCUCCUUUAUGCCAACCACAAAAGAAAGACCUUUAAUACUAGAAAUAAGGGCGGCUGCCACUUUAAUGAAGUCUUGAAUGAAAUAUUCUAAAAUAUUUCUUUAAUUAAUAAGUACCGGUAAUAACUUAGAAGUUUAGUUGUUUCCUAACGUUUCGCUAGCACGAGGGCAAGCUUCUUCAGAGAUCUUUCCAUCUCCGAGUCCAUAUCCAGAAUCACCAACACACAACGACCUUUAGGUGUAUCAGGACAACAUCAGUUCACUUACUGACCGCGAAAGACUUUACCAAUUUUUGUCAGUUUAUUUUUUAUUUAUGGUUUUUUAAACCUUUAGAAUUAAUACUUAAUUACAACAAUUUGGAACACAAGAAUUGUUGAUAAUUGUUAGCCAAUAGCUUAAAAUCAUAAGACCGCGAUAGGUAAAGACAACAAAAACGAAGUGAGUUCUACUAAAAUUUUAAGAAAAUCGAAGGCGUGACCUUUAAAGUAAACAAUUAUCAAAUUGUUUAUUAAUUUUACGUAUAGUAUAAAUGAUGUUUAGUUAUUUUGAUAUUUAUUUCAUUUUUGUAUGUUGUUCAAAUCAGUAAAUUAGUUACAUAACGAAAUUGUUUCGAUAUUCAUCUACAUGUAAUAAAUUCUGUGGAUGUAUUUUGAAUUAGUGCAUAAGUCAAUCAGUAAAUAAAUUUAUACACAG
This is a messenger RNA of Agrilus planipennis (emerald ash borer), 2345 nucleotides long. Its product is annotated as switch-associated protein 70-like. The coding region runs from base 172 to 1731 and encodes 519 amino acids. The record is from RefSeq and is a predicted model, not a curated record. Lineage: Eukaryota; Metazoa; Arthropoda; Insecta; Coleoptera; Buprestidae. Gene Ontology annotation, cellular component: nucleus; cytoplasm. The transcript is spliced from 3 exons.